This is a messenger RNA of Xenia sp. Carnegie-2017, 2223 nucleotides long. RefSeq names its product ATPase family protein 2 homolog. Gene Ontology annotation, molecular function: ATP binding; ATP hydrolysis activity. NCBI's taxonomy places the organism in Eukaryota, Metazoa, Cnidaria, Anthozoa, Malacalcyonacea, Xeniidae. Gene Ontology annotation, cellular component: cytoplasm. The record is from RefSeq and is a predicted model, not a curated record.
CAGUCGCGAGGCUAUAGUUACAUCAACCCUGUCAAAGCACACGAAAUAUUAACAAAUAAUUCAGAUGACAUCAGUAACUUUCCUUCUCCCGGAAGUAUUGUGUAUUAUAUUUCAGCUGCAACAACUAAAAUUGUCAUUAAUGCCAGCGAUAAAGAUCAAAAUAAUAAAAAUGGAAUAAAAAAUAAACUUUCCUACGAAUGCAUUGGAGGAGUAGACAAACAAAUAAAGAUGUUGAAAGAAAUGAUAGAGUUAUCAUUAAAGUCACCAAGCAUCUUUCAAACUUAUGGUUUGACUCCACCUAGGGGGUUAUUGUAUGGUCCGUCUGGCACAGGGAAGUCUUUACUGGCAAAUAUUAUGAUUAGUGAAUCCGCAGUCUAUUCUAUUACGUUGAAUGGACCAGACAUUAUCAGUAGGUAUUAUGGUGAAAGUGAAGCAAAGUUACGAGAGUUAUUUCAAGAAGCUGAGAAAAAUUCUCCAUCAAUAAUUUUCAUUGAUGAGAUUGAUGCCUUGUGUCCUAAACGAGAUCGAGUUCAGAAUGAGUUUGAGAAACGACUUGUGGCAACAUUGUUAACUUUAAUGGACGGACUCACGACCUCGUCGUCAUCUCGAGUAUUUAUCCUGGCUGCAACAAACCGUCCUGACUCUUUAGAUCUUGCACUGCGUCGACCAGGAAGAUUUGAGAAAGAAAUAGAACUUUCAAUUCCUCAAUCCAUUGAAAGAAUGGAUAUUCUCAUGAAGUUACUCAGAAAAAUACCUCAUAAUUCUUCGCCCGAUGAAGUUGAUAGGUUUGCUUGCAAUGCACAUGGUUAUGUUGGAGCUGAUUUAAUGGCCGUCGUGAAAGAAGCUUGUAUGAUUGCAAGGAAAAGAAAUGUAAAGAAUGAUGGUGAUGAUGAAAGAAGUUAUAAGGAGGAUGGGAAUAGUCGUUUUGGCUUUAUUGUUUCAAGUGAUGACAUCAGACAAGCGUUCCAACGGGUGCUUCCCAGUGGUUUACGAGAAGUAACAAUAGAUAUACCAAAGGUGUACUGGAGUGAUGUGGGUGGAAAUGCCAUAGUUAAAGAAAAACUAAAACAAGCCAUUGAAUGGCCGCUUAAACACCCAGAAGCUUUUACUCGUAUGAAUAUUGAUCCUCCUAAAGGAAUAUUAAUGUACGGUCCCCCGGGUUGUAGUAAGACUCUUAUUGCAAAGGCUCUUGCUACGGAAAGUGGAUUGAAUUUUAUUGCUGUAAAAGGACCAGAAGUAUUCAGUAAAUGGGUCGGAGAUUCAGAGAAAGCAAUACGACAGGUGUUUCGUAAAGCUCGUUCUGCUGCUCCUUGUAUUGUGUUUAUUGAUGAGAUUGAUGGCAUUGCUAUUAGACGUAGUACUAUCGAUGGUGAUGUAUCCAAUGUCUCUGAGCGUGUUUUAACUCAAUUAUUGAUGGAGUUAGAUGGUGUUGAAACACUAAAUGAUGUCACCUUGGUAGCUGCAACUAACAGACCUGACGUAAUCGAUAAUGCUCUUAUGCGUCCAGGACGUAUUGAUCGUAUUAUUUAUAUUCCAUUACCGGACAAAGAUACUAGGACGGAGAUAUUUGGUAUUCAUUUACGAAAGACACCUCUCGCUCCUGAUGCUGAUCUUGAUGACGUUAUAUGUAAGACCGAAGGGUAUUCUGGGGCUGAAAUAACAGCCAUCUGUCGCGAAGCAGCUUUGGCAGCCUUGCAAGAAGACAUUAAUGCACAAAAUGUUAAACAUAAACAUUUUACCAAAGCUCUAGAAAAUAUCAAACCAAGAACAUCACCAGAUCUUGUGCAAUACUUUAAAAAGUUUCAAGAGAACUGUGGAGUAUACAGUUUAUAGCUAAAUCAGUAUAUUUUUUAUGAUUGGUUCCUAAAGGAUGCUAUUUAUUUGAAAAAAAGACGAUCUUACAUAUCUGUAUGUGGAUAGGUCUGUGUUUACAAUAUCGAUGAGAACAACUCUAAAGAACAAUAGUUAAUAACGUUUUCUCAGAUGUAACGGCAUUUGUACGCUCUGCAUUUAAUGACGUUCAUUGUUUUAACUGUUACAGUGUUCGAUCUUUGGUUUUUAAAGCUUGGAAAAUUUCCUGUGUGUUUAGUAUAAUGAUUGAAAAUCUACUGCAGUACCUUCACCUACACUCUAAUGGUAUAAAAAAUGAAAUUUGAAAUUUGAAUAUUUAAUGGCAGUACAAUAGUAGUUUUAAGUAAAUAUAACUUAGUGUUUUGCAUAAAA